AAAAAUCAAUUUUAAAUUCUGACAGUCGAGGUUGCGUAUAACAUGAACAUGAAAAAUUGAAUUAUUUAAAGCUAGCUUAUUUAAAAAAUAUUUAAGAAACAGUGUGUUGUAAACAGUUUCCAUAAUGCAAUAUAUAAUAACUUGCUUCUUGGAGCUUUAAGCGCGUUAAAUUUAUAUACACAAAAUUUAUAUUUGUUUAGAAUCUAUUGCGGUCGAUGAUGUAAGAAACUGAAGGUCUUUGGUUUUUGUGUAUUGUUUUCUUGUGGAUUGUUUGAAAGUGUCAACCAUGGAGAGCGAGGAAAGCUUAGGAAAUGCUGACAAAGACGAUUAUGAGAGCAGUGCGCACUCCACUCCUCAAGAACAUAAGUCCUUUGCUGAAAUAGCAAAGGAUAAACUAGACAGCGCGGGACGUGAGUUACGGAGAAGACUACCAAUGGCAGGACAGCUUGGUGCUCAUUUGAUACACCCCAGGAGACUUCUCUUACAUUCAACACCGACUCAGCACACUGAUGUUGUCUUGAUUUUUCCCAAAGGUCUGCCAGACAGCAUGUUGCUGUGGUUGCUGCAGAAGUUGCGAGGUAGCCGGCCGCGACUGCAGGUAUGCGUACGGCAGCAUGCGACUUCGCAGUGUUCGGCCUUCUACAUCACCGCUGAUGAUGACGUACUUCUCCAGACAGCUGAGGAAGUUCAUCUUCCAAAACUGCUGAAACCAGAAUUUGGCGGUGGCUAUAAAGAGUUCACAGUACGAGAUAUGCAUUGCUUCCAGAAGGGUACAUCAGCGGCGGAACUCUUGAACUCCCAAGAGCGAGGUGCUCUAGUGAAACAUGUCUUGGAAGCGGCCCGAGCUGAACCUGGCGACGAACACGCCUUAGAACCGGCGCUCACUCUACGGCCUGGACAAAGCAUUGUGCCAGCUUGCGUCAGUAGAGGCGUUGUCGCCAGUAUGUUUCCGUUACAUGACCGGCAAGCCUUAGAGAGUCUCAGGAAGAAGUGGGUUAAGACUUUAUUUACUCCACAACCUUUAGAUGAAAUUAGUGAAUAUUUUGGUGUUAAAAUAGCUAUGUAUUUUGCCUGGCUUGGUCAUUAUACCCAGUCUUUGACAGUGCCUGCUGUCGUUGGUUUUAUAUUUUGGAUAUGGUUAGGUACAGCGAAUGAAAAUUGGAAAGAUAUAGCUUACGUGUUAUUCUCUCUAUUCAACGUGUUAUGGGCUUGUGUUUACUUGGAAACUUGGAAAAGAUACUCAAAUGUGUUGGCAUAUAAAUGGGGCACACUGGACCAAAGAGACGAUUUGCUAGUCGAACCUCGACCAUUAUUUCAGGGUGAGAUGGGCAUCAGCCCAGUGACGGGGCGGCCGGAACCUCAGUACGCGGCGUGGAGACGUCGCGUGUGGCGGCACUGCGUGUCCUUCCCGGUGAUGGUGGUGUGUCUGAUAGUGGCGGCCGCGGCCACGACUGCCUUCCUGCGGGCGAUGGAUUGGUGGGAAACUAGAAUAGUAUAUUUCACAUGGAUACCUCGCGCCUUCUUGGCUAUCAUUAUUGCUAUAGAGGAGGAGCUGUAUGCAAGAAUAGCUAGAUGGCUCAACGACAAAGAAAACUAUCGUCUCGAGACAAAGUAUGAAAAUCAUCUGAUUGUGAAAAUAGCAUUGUUUCAGUUUGUCAACUCGUUCAUGAGCUUGUUCUAUAUCGCUUUCUACCUUCAAGAUAUGGAUAAAUUAAAAGAGCAACUAGCAGUUUUGCUAAUAACGAGACAAGUAAUAGGCAAUCUGAAGGAGUCCGCCUUGCCUUAUAUUAUAGAGAAUCUCAGAUUAGCUAAGAUAUGCGUCGAUGUAUUUGGAGCAAUAAGCCCUAGCAAAGCUCCUACAUCAGCUCAGCUGACAGAGAUGUUCGAGAAAAAGACAGAUUCAUCUGGCGGGUCACCUGAAAACAACCUCAUCAAUGGUGGGACAGAGAAAGACGGAGAUAGAAGAGACUCGGAACCGGUAAUAGGGCAAAAGGUGAUACAUCAGGCCGAACUUGAGUCUCAAUUGUUCAAGUACGAUGGUACGUUCUGCGAGUACCUGGAGAUGUUGACGCAGUUGGGUCACGUGAUGUUGUUCUCGUCCGCGUUCCCGCUGGCGGCGGUGUGCGCGCUCCUCAACAACGCGGCCGAGAUACGGGCCGACGCCUUCAAGCUGUGCCACGUGGCGCAGCGGCCGUUCGGGCAGCGCAUCAGCAACAUCGGCAGCUGGCAGCACGCUAUGGAGGCCAUGGUAGCAGUAGCGGUAUUGGUGAACUGUGCCCUCAUAGGACUUUCUGGUCCUGUACAUCGUCUGCUACCAGAUGCCACUCCUGCGCAAACUGUACUCGUCAUAGUCGCGUUAGAGCACGUGAUAUUGGUAAUAGUACUUGCUCUCCGAAUGGCGAUACCGGAGAUCCCCGGUUGGUUGGCCACUGAAAUGGCCAAAGUGGAGUUCCAAAGAAGAGAAGCUAUCAAAAACGCGCAUGCUCCAUUAAUGUCUGAAUGCACAAGUCAAGAUGAUGUAAGACCUCCUUCCCGCAACACGGCAACACCAACGACGCCUAAACAAAACGACAAACCAGAACGAAAGAAAAUCAACAUUGGGAAGAUACCAGAAAUACCGCCGUUCAGUUAAUUUAUCACAAGUAUUGCCUGGAUGGGUGUGUAGUUCACAUUACAUGGAAAUAUAUUCAUUGUUUACUAAUUUAAUAAUGUAUAACUAAAUUAUUAUUUUAUACCUCUUUGUAUUGAUGAGUAAUAUUCGUUGAUUUUGUGUUUAGUUAAUAUUUUUAUUGAAUUAAAAGCUUAUUCAAAUUAUAAGUUAUGGUAAAUAAAUUUUUAAGUGAUGACUUAAAAAUUGAUUUAACAUAAAUUAUAAUUUUAUUGAAUUAAAAGCUUAUUCAAAUUAUAAUUUAUGUUAAAUAAAUUUUUAAGUCAUCACAAUAAAUUAUGCUUCUGUUUAUAUUUAACUAAGCAAUUCAUCAUUUUAAAUUUGUUAUCUGUAUUAACUACUUGCAUUUUGUGUAAUUUUAAAGAAAAAAAUGAUAAUUUAAAUCAAUUCAUGAAAACCCUCUAUAAAUCUAUAUGGUUAUUAAUAAAAUUAAACAAUUUUACUAUUACAUAAUUUAGACCAUAAAAACUGUUUAUUAUUUCGCCCGAAAGUCUUUAAUACUUUCCUUUUAUACAUGUAAAUAUAGGCCUUAUUUUGGCAGUUUGAAGUAAUUAGUGAUUUCCAGAUCAUUGCACUAUUUUUAUUGUUACUAAAUUUUACACAUGUCAAAAUGUUUAGUGUAACCUUUACUGCCUAAGGUUCUAAUCACCACACAAUACUAUUAUAUCUACGUACUACUAUUUGCAAGUAUUUAAUAUUCAUCUGAAUGCACAAAAAUCACGUAAUUUCUAAGGAUAUAAAAGGUAACGUUAUUUUUUAUAUUAUUUUCUUUCUAAUUAUGUUUUUUCAAUAUUUUUUUACUCCUUCACAAACACUCUUUCCACUGUAGCACUCUUGUAUAUAGCUUGUCUCUAUCUAUGAUUUAUGGUUCGAUGGUUUCGUUUUCCUUUGAAGUUUCUUAAUAAUAUUUUCAGACCAAAGGCUGCGUCGAUAACCGAACCCGUGGUGACCACUGGAUCGCUUCAAUUGCUUCAAGAUGUCAGUCCUACUAAGCCUAUAAGGCGUAAGGAGGUCGUGCCGGGAGUACCUUUAUCGUUGUUGGGUGUUAGGGGGUUGCGCGACGAACCUCUACACAGAUCUGCACACUGCAUACCUCAUCCUACACAACAUCGACCAUUGGUCAAUCCUACUUUACAGGUGGGAAAUUCUUUUAUCUAUACUAAUGUUAUAAAUUAGAUUUUAUUUUGUGUUUCUUUCUAUCAAUAUUAUAAAUACAGCAAUGCCCCGCUUUACGCGAGGGAUACGUUCCGGAAAAAAUCGUGUUAGAGUCUGGCAAGCGAAACGUGUCACAAGAAAAGGGCGGCAAUUUCAAAAAUUCUUAAGCAGUAAACACUGAAUGUAGUACUGCAAAAUAAUUUUGAUACUUUUAUUAAUUAUAUUUAAUCUUAACAUUUAGAUAUCAAUUAAAAUUAUUUGUUUUGGAACAUUUGACUAAAGCGUGACUGUUCUUAAUUGUACAGUUAACAGCAUAUCAGUAGGCCUAUUCACUAACUCAACUGACAACCAAGAAUCGUCAUCACCGUAAAAAAUAGACACUUUGAUUGUGUCAAAAUCACUAUUUCGUAUUCUCUAUCAAUGAUGAGCAAUUUCGAAAUGUCAAUAUCGGCAUUCUCCACUGGACUCCAUUUUGACACUUGAUUUCGUAUCGAUAAACUGUAUUAAAGUAGCAUUGUUGCAAAGCAUAUUUGAAGUCGUCGCAUAGUACCUCUUAAGCCAUUUGUUGUUAAAUUAAAGCGAAAAAAAAUACGUAUCCAAUAUUUUUCUAUUAUCUGACUGAC
Molecule: messenger RNA, 4446 nt
Organism: Diatraea saccharalis (sugarcane borer)
Lineage: Eukaryota; Metazoa; Arthropoda; Insecta; Lepidoptera; Crambidae
Source: the annotation of a GenBank genome assembly